This is a messenger RNA of Lasiodiplodia theobromae, 3144 nucleotides long. RefSeq names its product Serine threonine protein kinase kin1. NCBI's taxonomy places the organism in Eukaryota, Fungi, Ascomycota, Dothideomycetes, Botryosphaeriales, Botryosphaeriaceae. Gene Ontology annotation, cellular component: cytoplasm. The record is from RefSeq and is a predicted model, not a curated record. Gene Ontology annotation, molecular function: protein serine/threonine kinase activity; tau-protein kinase activity; ATP binding. The transcript is spliced from 3 exons. Bases 1 to 3144 code for a protein of 1047 amino acids. Gene Ontology annotation, biological process: intracellular signal transduction; protein phosphorylation; microtubule cytoskeleton organization.
AUGUCUGCGCCAGCUUCAGCGUCGCCCGCCGUGGUUCACAACCCAGCGGGCGGCCGUCCGCCGCAUCGCGCCCAGUCCACCUCCGUCCGCUCGACCGCCCAAGCCCCACCAGCCUCCCCUCACCGCUCGCAGUCGCAGUCGCAGGGCCACAGCCGCUCCAGUUCCGGCCAGCAGGCCCAUCUGCAGACGGUAGCAAAGCGGGACUUCGAGGCACAGAAUGUUGCCCGCCCUGCCUCCUCCCGCCGAAGCGAGUCUCGGGAUCGGGCCUCCCAGACCGGUCAGCGCAGCUCCUCGCGCUCCCGUCACGCCCGCUACACGUCUGACGCGUCGGCCACCGCUGCUCCCACCAAUGGCGCUGCUGCCGAGGCCAGCCAACGGCCGCCGCCCGCUGCGAACAAUACGUCCGGCAGAAGGAGGACUACAAUCACCGCCCAGACGGGGACAUGGGCUCUUGGGAAGACCGUUGGCGCUGGUAGCAUGGGCAAGGUCAAGCUAGCUAGGAACACUGAGACGGGCGAGCAGGUUGCCGUCAAGAUAGUGCCCAGACAAUCCACCGACGAGCACCGCAGCCAAGCUGACCGCGAGAGAGCGGACCACUCCAAGGAGGUUCGCACUGCCAGAGAAGCGGCUAUCAUGACCCUUGUCAACCAUCCCUACAUCUGCGGGAUGCGCGACGUGGUCAGGACCCACUACCACUGGUAUAUGCUCUGCGAAUAUGUCAAUGGUGGCCAGAUGUUGGAUUACAUCAUCUCUCACGGGCGGUUGAAGGAGAAGCAGGCCCGCAAAUUUGCCCGUCAAAUCGCCAGCGCACUCGACUACUGCCACCGCAACAGCAUUGUUCACAGAGAUCUCAAGAUCGAGAAUAUCCUCAUCAGCAAGACCGGCGACAUCAAGAUCAUUGACUUUGGCUUGAGCAACCUCUUCUCUCCCCGUAGUCAGCUCAAGACGUUUUGCGGCAGUCUCUACUUCGCGGCCCCCGAGUUGUUGCAGGCGAAGCAAUACACUGGGCCAGAAGUUGAUGUCUGGAGUUUUGGUAUAGUUCUUUACGUUUUGGUUUGCGGAAAGGUGCCUUUCGAUGAUCAGAGCAUGCCUCAGCUGCACGCAAAGAUUAAGAAGGGUCACGUGGAGUAUCCGCCAUGGCUUACUGCUGAGUGCAAAAACCUAAUUUCGCGAAUGCUUGUCACCGACCCCAAGCAGCGCGCCAGUCUCAGUGAGAUUAUGAGCCAUCCCUGGAUCACCAAGGGCUUCAAUUCACCUCCGGAGAACUUUCUGCCCCCCAGAGAGCCGCUACAGCUUCCUCUGGAUCCCGAGGUGAUCGAGAAGAUGACCGGGUUUGAUUUCGGUACACCGGAGUAUAUCACCUCGCAGCUCACCAAGAUCAUUCAGUCGGAGGAGUACCAAAAUGGCUGCCGUCUGGCUGCGCAGCGAUCACAGGAUAAGACACCGGAAACCGAGCGGAAGCGUGGCGUGUUCGACUUUUACAAGCGGCGGAACUCCAUGAGCCGGGAUACUUUGACCAAUCCGUCCUCCGAAGCGCUGACGGUCGGUAAUGACCCCGUCAAUGCCUUCAGCCCCCUUAUCUCCGUGUAUUUCCUUGUGAAGGAAAAGCACGAGAGAGAACGGAAGGAGGAAAAUCCUGGAGGUCUCAGCAUUCCCAAGGUGCCAGGAGAAAAGCCAUUCAAGAUGCCGGAGCUGGCUGCUCCGGAAGCAGCAUACACGAAUGCAAGCUCAUACGAGUACGCCGGCGAGAAGCCGACUGGCGGACGCUCCAGGCCUAGAGCCAGGACGCAUGGAGAAGAUGAGGUGACCGAAGGGCUACAAAAGGUCAACCUUCAGGUGCCUCCUCCUCCGGGCCCCUCGUCCGGCAUGCUCACACCGCCCAACGAGCCUGCACCCGUCAAAAAGGAGAGCACUGCUGCAGGGAUCCUCCGCCGGUUCAGCACACGGAGACGUCAUGACCAUGAUCGGGACAAGUCGAACCCGCCUCCACCGAUACCUCCGGCUAUCAACGAACCGACGGGCUCUACCGGCAGUUCUAUGCUGAGAAGCUUCAGCGUGCGCAGAGCAAGGGACAGGAGUGCAGAUGCCCAGCAACCAACUCGAAAGCCGGACACCACGCCGGAGCAACCUGAGUUGCUGGCUCCGCCUACCCCGGGCACAACGCAAUCAUCGAAAUUGAAGGGACUAGGAAGGUCGGCGAGUGUCAACUCAGCAGAGUUCCGCAGGCGGAUGCUGAACAGGCGCGCCGCUGCAUCUGAAGGGACCCAGGAUCCGCCGCCAACAAGCGGGUCAGACAAAUCUAGCGUGAGCGGACAGAGAGCUCUUCCGGUGCCAGACACGGCUUCCGAAGAAGUUGCCCUGGGAGGACAGUCUCAUCCGACUUCGCGUGCGAAGUCGCUUGGUCAUGCACGCAGAGAGAGCAUUCAGGCCCGUCGUGCUCGUCGAGAGCAGACAAGGGAGGGCAACGUGCCAGAAGAAACCGAGCGUGAAGUGGCGGAAGCCAACGAUUCUUCUGGAGAGACGCGGAGCCCGGAGACGAUUAAGCCCGUGUACCUGAAGGGCUUGUUCAGUGUCUCGACGACGAGCAGCAAGCCGCUUACGGUCAUCAGGGCUGACAUCAUCCGCGUGCUGAAGCAGCUUGGAGUGCAGUACUGGGAGAGUCGCAGCGGCUUCAGUUGUAAGCACAGUCCGAGCAUCGAUCUCGACAAUGCAGAGAGCAACGCGCCUCCCAUGAGCCCUAACCAGGCGUCAAACAGCGCGCUCGGGCACAGACGGAAGAUUAGUUUCGGAUUGAGGGGUUCUGAGCAACGCGAGCGCGACGACUUCCGGGAAGCUCAUAGGUCGCCCACGACGCCGAAGUCGGCACGAGCGCCGCGCAGGCCUGACAACAGUUACACCAGCGCGGAAGACUCGGACGACAGCGACGUGGCAGACGCUGAGAGCAUGCCCCGCGCGCGCGCAGCUGGCGAGACAACGACUCACGUACAGAACGACAUGGGUGGAAGCAUGGCACUGAAGUUUGAGAUUUCGAUUGUCAAGGUGCCGCUCUUGUCGCUCCACGGCAUCCAGUUCAAGAAGGUGGAUGGUGGCACAUGGCAGUACAAGAGUCUGGCACAGAAGAUUCUGAACGAGCUGAAGCUCUGA